GUUGUGCACAGUCGAUAGUGCUACAUUGUGUUUGUUUAUAUGUGGUGCGGUACGAUGGUGAAUGUGAGGUGGUGUCAAUUCAGUAAAUGUCACAAAGGAUAUAGGAAUCAUUCGUUAUCAACAAAAAACAACAAAGAUUGCUAUUUUAUAACAACACCGAUAUUCUAUGUAAAUGCUUCACCUCACCUCGGACAUUUGUACACUGCCGUCAUAGCGGACGCACUUCAAAGAUUUCAGCGGUUGGUGUAUGGCACAAAGUGCAUUUUCAGCACGGGCACUGACGAGCAUGGCACGAAAGUACAGCAAGCUGCCGCUUCUGCCAAAAUGGAUGUGCCGACUUACUGCACUUAUAUAUCGAAUAAAUAUAAAGCUACAUUUCAUCAGUUCGAUGUUGGUUUUACCGAUUACGUAAGAACAACAGAUGAAAGACAUAAAGCAUCAGUUGAACAUUUCUGGAAUGAUUUAAGGAAAGGUGGAUACAUAUAUAAAGGUCAGUAUCAUGGCUGGUACUGUGUGUCUGAUGAGACAUUUCUGGCGGCAUCUCAACUGCGGGAGGAAGUUGGCCAUGAUGGGUCCUUAUGCAAAGUGUCUGUGGAAUCUGGCCAACCUGCUGAGUUUACAGUAGAAGAUAACUAUAUGUUUCGCCUGAGUAAUUUUCAGCAAGAUUUGCUUCACUGGCUUCGUGAUGAAAAUUCUGUACAGCCCUCCAAAUUCAGAAAACAACUGGAGAAAAUGGUCCAUGAAGGUUCAGUGCUGCAAGAUCUUUCAGUUUCUCGCCCAAGGGAACGUGUUCCAUGGGGCAUACCUGUACCAGAUGACCCUAAUCAUACAGUUUAUGUUUGGCUAGAUGCCCUUGUAAACUAUCUCACUGUUGCGGGUUAUCCUGAACAUGACUUCGCUUGGCCGCCAGAUGUGCAGGUUGUUGGGAAAGACAUACUGAAGUUUCAUGGUGUCUACUGGCCAGCAUUCCUCAUUGCUGCUGGUCUUCAGCCACCACGCACGUUACUCUGUCAUUCACAUUGGACUGUUGAUGGUGAGAAGAUGUCGAAGUCUCGACAAAAUGUGGUUGAUCCUGCUGCACUAAGUCACGACUUCACUUCAUGUGGAGUACGAUACCUGUUACUCAGGGAAGGAGUGCCACAUUCUGAUGGAAAUUACAGUACAACAAAGGCUGUGCGCAUAUUGAAUUCUGAACUUGCUGACACACUUGGUAACUUGUUGAAUCGAUGUUGUGGUGUGGCUAUUAAUCCUGAUCAGAUAUAUCCACAAUUCUGUGACGACACGUACCGACAGUACUGUGUGCACAAUGGAGCUAAGCUGAAAGAUAGAGCCACCCAUCUGGCAGGUGUGGUUAAAGAGCACUUUGAAGAAUUUAAUUUUCAUCAUGCCAUUGAUACAAUUAUAGGAACCUUACAUGAGGCAAAUCGGUUUUUUGAACUUCAGCGGCCUUGGGAAGCACACAGAGAAAAGCGCAAUGCAGCAAUUCACAUGGUAAUGGAAACACUGAGAGUGAGCAGUGUGUUACUGUUGCCAAUUGCACCACGUCUAGCAGAACAGGUGUUAGACAGGUUGGGAACACCACCAAGUGCCAGAGAUUGGGCAAGCUUACAGACUCUAAGUUGGAGUGGUGGAAACAUUGGGGGUUGGAAGCUGGGAACAGAUCGUUCAGCACUGUUUAGGAGGCUACAGUUUAAGUAAUAAAAUCGAUUAUUAAGUUCUUCCUGCUGCAUGUGAUAAAGCAUUGUUUUAACCUUCACAGAAGUUAAAUUGCAGGGGUACAAAGAAAGGGUGACCAGAUGCUAAUAGAAACAGGCACAAUUGCUGCUAUUGUAAAUGGAAAUAUUGGGACAUACAGUUCUGUUGCAUUACUGUAACUGUCAUAGUAGUUGAUGUAUAGGGAUCCAAUUGUUCAGUUGUACAAUGAAUUUCCUUGUUGUGUGCGAUUUCAGAUACAAAGUAGAUUGUUCAUUAUCAACAGAUGCUGUAUUUCUUUGUUUCUUUUUAUGAAGAGUAGGCAAUAAACUAUUAUCUUUUUUAAAUAAA
Schistocerca cancellata (South American locust) is the source of this 2043-nucleotide messenger RNA. It is a transcript of the gene MetRS-m, whose product is annotated as methionine--tRNA ligase, mitochondrial. Gene Ontology annotation, biological process: methionyl-tRNA aminoacylation. The transcript has 7 exons. Gene Ontology annotation, molecular function: methionine-tRNA ligase activity; ATP binding. The coding region runs from base 40 to 1698 and encodes 552 amino acids. The record is from RefSeq and is a predicted model, not a curated record. Lineage: Eukaryota; Metazoa; Arthropoda; Insecta; Orthoptera; Acrididae.